AAGUCAUAGUAUUCCCAGAAAGAAAUGUGAUUACAACAGAAAUAAGGAAAAUAAUUGAAAUAAUACAGCAAGGCGAGAGGACGAUUGCGCAUCUCGCCGCUCACUUGUCCUUCUCCAGUUGGACCUUGCUGAAAGCGACAGGUAACCACUUCAAAACACCAUCAUGCAGAACGACGCUGGUGAAUACGUUGACCUGUACGUGCCCCGCAAGUGCUCGGCAUCCAACCGCAUCAUCUAUGCCAAGGACCAUGCCUCCAUCCAGAUCAACUUUGCCGAGGUUGAUGAAACCACUGGCCGCAUGACUGGACAGUACAAGACCUAUGCCAUCUGCGGAGACAUCAGGAAGAUGGGUGAAUCUGAUGACUGUCUUGCUCGCUUGGCUAAGAAGGAUGGCAUCUUACCUAAGAACUAUUGAGGAUAAUAAAGUAAAGUAAAGAG
Messenger RNA from Penaeus indicus, 438 nucleotides. RefSeq names its product small ribosomal subunit protein eS21-like (gene RpS21). Gene Ontology annotation, molecular function: structural constituent of ribosome. The transcript has 5 exons. The coding region runs from base 164 to 415 and encodes 83 amino acids. Lineage: Eukaryota; Metazoa; Arthropoda; Malacostraca; Decapoda; Penaeidae. Gene Ontology annotation, cellular component: ribosome; cytosolic small ribosomal subunit. The record is from RefSeq and is a predicted model, not a curated record. Gene Ontology annotation, biological process: translation; endonucleolytic cleavage to generate mature 3'-end of SSU-rRNA from (SSU-rRNA, 5.8S rRNA, LSU-rRNA); endonucleolytic cleavage in ITS1 to separate SSU-rRNA from 5.8S rRNA and LSU-rRNA from tricistronic rRNA transcript (SSU-rRNA, 5.8S rRNA, LSU-rRNA).